UAUAUGAUGUAAGAAGAAGCAUGACUACACGUGCUCGACAAAGAUCCUUCCCUUCACCCCCAAAUCGGUCAUUAACCGCCAAAGAACAGCCACAAUUCCAAGCUUUAACCCCGGAAAUGAUUGUUGAUGAAGCUGAUGAUGAUGUUUUUGGUGACAAAGUCGCCCAAGAGAUACUGAGAGACAAUAGGUUACAGAAGGAUAAGCGGAAGCAGAAGGAGACGAAAGAGAGGCUAGGCUCUAUCCAGGACAGGAUAUCACGUGCAUUAUCCAGAUAUGAUCUAGGUAUGAGCACCAUAGGUGACGGGGAGGAUUUCCAGCUUGAUCGCAAAAAGUCGGAACAAGCUUUUGAUGUCUUCAUCGUCGGGUUCAACGAGUCUGCUGAGAAAAAGAGCCAGCUGCUGGAAUCACUGUACAACUUUUUCUUGAUAUACGAAGAGGAUGAAAAUCUCUCCUCUUCUCCCACUCCCAAGUUCGACUUGGACUCCAGUUUCGAGUGUGCAGUGGGAGCGUUACAAGAGGCAAACGUGUCGCUGGCCAAACUUGCGAACAUUCACGGAGCAUUGAUGGACGGCUACAGUACUAAGCUGAAAGACAAAGAAAAUAAGAGGAAAACAAAGCGGCUGGAAGUGUCGUUUAAAGAAGCGCAAAACGAACUAGUUGCUCUGAAAGACACGCUGGAGACCUCCUCACGGAGUUUAUCAGAAGCUAACACUAAGGCAGAGGGACUAAGAAAAACGCUGGAAAUGAAGACCUCCGAGUUAGAAAAGAACAAGUUGGUCAUAGAGAAGCUCAGGAAACAGACAGAGAACUUGCUGGGAGUGGACGAAAGAAAACUGCUGAAAGAGAGGACUGAUUUUCUAACUGUCCUAGAGAAGGAAAACGCUGAGCUAAAGUUACACGUUGGUCAACUUGAAUUCACCGUCCGGAAAACCAACUCUAAAACUGUACAAGAUAGUCACGAAUCUUCCGCUGCAGAGGACCUUAUAGCGGACUUACAGAACAAGAUGAGUGAGGAGAGAGAGAAGGCUGCAGAACGAACAGCUGAGACUUUAAGAAUUGCAAGAGCAGGGCUAGAAGACGAGUUCGAGGAGACGAUGGAGCGAAAGAACGAAGAGUUUGAGCAGCAGCUUGGGGAAUUACAGGAGAAACUCGUAGUACAGGAGGAGACGAUAGAGGAUCUGGAGAGCAGGUUAUCGGAGACAACACGGCCGAUUGUGGAGCCCACUCCCGUACCCACACCUACACCUGAACCCUCUCCUGAGACGGUGGUACCAGCAACUAUAUCUGAACGUACCACCUCAGCAGUGUCAGUGGACCCAACAGAAGCACUGAACAAGAAGUACAAGGAACUUGAGGAUGAGUAUGAGAAGAAGAGGAUUGCUGUAGAGGAGGAGAUGGCUAGAAACGAUGAAGAGAACUCGUGGAAGAUAGAAGAGCUGACCAACGAGUUGAUGCAAGCUAAAGAUGAGUGGUUACACGAGAAAACUUCCCUUGAGGAUAAGGUGGAGAGUUUCCGUAAGAUGGUAGCUGAAAUGGAAUCAGAUGCUCUAGAGCAGACCCACAAGUUGAACGAGAUGCUGAAGAAACGGGACUCAGGGGUGCUGAAGGAGGAGGUGAUCCUGGAUACACCCUCUCUUAUUGGCAGCCAGGAGUCUGAGGAAGAGAAGGGUAUUCCAAAAACGGCGUCAUUCUGGAGUCUCGCUCUUUCACCCAUUUGUAGUACAACAUCUUUAUCUCCCACAUCACCAACCACCAAUUCAACAUAUACCACUCCACCAUUCUUAAAUCCUGGAGUAGUCAUUCGUGUCCCUGAUACUUGGGUUAAUUCUAACUCUCCUACCACUCCACCAUUACUCACCAAUCCAUCGGACGGUGGUAUAGAGGCAGUACAGGUAAAGGUACCAGGGAGACCUACCACUGCCUACAGAAACACCCUCACUCCUGGACCUGACAACCCUGUCAUUACUCAGGUAAUCACAAUGUAUGAUCACGUGACCGACUUCAAAGAGAAGCUUGUUGAGAUACUGGUAGAGAUACAGGGUAUGGGGGUUAUUGAUGAGACGGAAACCAUGUUGAUGAUGAGGUCGCUGGAGCAGAUAAACACUGUAGAUUUUGCAAAAGAUGGUAAUAUACACGAGCAAAUCGAGGGCAUCCAGAACAGUAUCGCACAAGUUAUGCAUAGUUCGGAGAAAACGGUUCACAAGAUUUUCAAAAAGCUCAGCAAGGAACGUGGCAAGAUAGAACAACUAACCUGGUCACCAGUGAACAGAUCACCGCCCAAAUCAAGGCAGAGAUCAGUUGCCCAGUGUGACCGCGCCACUUCUCCAAUAAACAAGUUCAAACCCUUCAAACCUCCCGCUGAGCCUGUUCAGGGCAAGAUGCGGAGACCUCCAGCCCAGUACACAGCAAUGUUUGCCUUCACAGAUCUGGAACACAACAAGAGAUCUCUUAAACAGGCUGUUCUCAACCACAAGAUAACACCAAAACAAUACGAGGAGGUGGUCGCAAUGAUGAACGAUUACACGAACAUACCACAGAAGAGGUUACAACACCUUGCUAAACAUUACAUAUCUCAUGCUAGGAUGCAGAUCAUGGAGGAGAAUAUACAGAUGAACAGGCCAGUUAACGAGGAUAUAGACGAUGUUCUCACCAGACUUGACGAACUGUUCCUGCUGAGAAAGAACAGAUACGGAGUUGAGAUGGACGAUCUAGCUGUAGAAAGAGAAGACUUGGCAUACCUACUGACUAAACAAUUGGACAGAUUGGAACAUCAGUCCGGUAUCUUCCUGAUAAAACCCUACAUAGCCUACAAAGCCCACACUCUCAACAAGAACCAAACAAGGAAAACCCCAACCUUUGUCCAGCAAACCCGGCCCACUGAGGGAAGUAUGGACCUGGAGAACAUGGAGCAACCUCAGGACCCUGAUGCUGGGUCCACUUGGUCGGUUGGAGCCUCUAGGACAGCUCCUCUUCAGGACUGGACUCCUGAUAUCCCUAAACUAUUGGAGAUGGACUGCAACAGGAUAACAGUAGCUCGCAACACAGUCUCCCAGCCUGCCGACUCCAGAAACUCCAGCAAAACAAUCAAAUCCUUUGUCGUGGUGAGACCCUCUAAAAGUAAUGGUAGCUUCCGUCCUAAGUCUAAUGCUACAAGUACUGCGGAGUUCUUGUCCAUCAACAGUGAUUAUAAGAGUGAGGAGAUAAGUUUGACGACCAGCGACAACCUGCCCCCGCUCCGAUCUGGGUACACUAGCGGGUUUGUCUCAACCUCCAACUCGAGACAACGUCUUGCUCCUAUUGUGUCGCCUCCAAGUAGUAUUAAAGUCAGUAAGGUUGAAAAGGUGGCAAGUGUUACAUGAUGAAAAGAACUUUGCGAGAUGCUACUCGGCGUCACAUUUUCUCUCGUGACGUAACAAAUCAAAACCUACCUAGCGUGACGUCACAUUUGAAUUCCUCACGUGACGUCACAUUCCCUCACGUGACGUCACACACUACUUCACGUGAGUCCGUGACGUCACGUCGUCACAUUCCCACGUCACAGUAUACUUUAUGUGAUGUAGUAGUAUACCUCGUGAUCAAAGACACGGUCAGUUAAAUCAGCCAAUCCGUUUGGAUUUUUUCAGAGCGAUUGUCAGUUAGUGAUUAGGAUUGGAUCCCAAAAAAAACGCGAUAAAAAUUGUGUUAUCCCUGUUUUAAAGAGGGAGCUCAUGGUCAGCAAUAUCCACAUUUUGCAAAAGGAGAUCUGCACUUAUUACUCAUGUAAAUACAACUCAGAAUCAGAUUGAUAACCCAGAAAAAGGAUACAAGGACAGAUGUUCAUGUAAUACACUGAUGUCAUGAAUUUUAUAAGAUAUUGUAAAUAACUUUUUUUAUUUGAAGUUCAUGUAUAAUGUAUAUAUUUGCCCACUUUUGCUCCUGGCACAUGAUG
Messenger RNA from Bolinopsis microptera, 3928 nucleotides. RefSeq names its product girdin-like. The transcript is spliced from 32 exons. Lineage: Eukaryota; Metazoa; Ctenophora; Tentaculata; Lobata; Bolinopsidae. The coding region runs from base 21 to 3359 and encodes 1112 amino acids. The record is from RefSeq and is a predicted model, not a curated record.